AUGACUGACAUCCGGGCGUAUCUCGACAAAAAUACUCUUCCUGAGGAUCGCGCAGAAGCUGAGAAGCUCGUGCGCAUCUCCAAGCGGUACGUGCUCGUAGAAGAGACCCUCUACCGGCGUGCCACCAACGGGAUACUCUUGAAGUGUAUUUCUCGGGAGCAAGGCGUCGAGCUCAUAGCCGACGCUCAUCAGGCGGCACGAGGCGGGUAUCAGCACCUGUACGUCGCCAUCGACAAAUUCACCAAGUGCCCCGAGGCUUACCCGGUCAUCAAAAUCGACAAGCAUUCCGCCCUCAAGUUCAUCAGGGGCAUCACGUCCCGGUUCGGGGUGCCAAACCGUAUCAUUACGGAUAACGGCACCCAGUUCACCAGUGAGCUGUUCGGCGACUAUUGCAAUGACAUGGGUAUCAAAUUGUGCUUCGCCUCGCCCACCCACCCCAAGAGCAACGGCCAAGUCGAGCGAGCCAACGCCAAAAUACUCAAAGGCCUCAAGACCAAGACAUACAAUGUCCUGAAGAAACACGGGGGUUCGUGGCUCGAGGAAUUGCCCGCCGUGUUGUGGGCGAUUCGGACCACUCCAAGUCGCGCCACAGGGGAAACACCCUUUUUCCUGGUGUAUGGCGCCGAGGCGGUCCUACCUUCGGAGCUUUCCCUGGGCUCGCCUCGCGUCACGCUGUACGAUGAGGCCAACCAGGAUGAUCUUCGCCGCGACGACCUCGACUAUCUUGAAGAGCGGAGAAGGCGUGCGGCCCUACACGCAGCGCGCUAUCAGCAAAGCCUGCGGCACUACCAUCAACGCCAUGUCUGGGCCCGGUCACUACAAGUCGGCGACCUCGUCCAACGCCGCGUGCAGUCGCGCUUGGGGCUGAGCAAGCUUUCACCAAUGGGGGAAGGACCAUAA
Oryza sativa Japonica Group (Japanese rice) is the source of this 900-nucleotide messenger RNA. The record is from RefSeq and is a predicted model, not a curated record. NCBI's taxonomy places the organism in Eukaryota, Viridiplantae, Streptophyta, Magnoliopsida, Poales, Poaceae.